Ictalurus punctatus (channel catfish) is the source of this 3429-nucleotide messenger RNA. It is a transcript of the gene slc6a4b, whose product is annotated as solute carrier family 6 member 4b. The transcript is spliced from 13 exons. NCBI's taxonomy places the organism in Eukaryota, Metazoa, Chordata, Actinopteri, Siluriformes, Ictaluridae. Bases 115 to 1854 code for a protein of 579 amino acids. The record is from RefSeq and is a predicted model, not a curated record. Gene Ontology annotation, biological process: serotonin uptake; sodium ion transmembrane transport. Gene Ontology annotation, molecular function: serotonin:sodium:chloride symporter activity; serotonin binding. Gene Ontology annotation, cellular component: membrane; neuron projection.
CUCCGCGCGCGCUGCACCUGAACCUCACCUGUUGUCACCUCUGAACAACUUUCCUUUGACCCACGGAGAUUCUCGGAGCUUUUUCUUUUCUUUUCUUUUCUUCCCCACAGCGACAUGCACCAUCACGACUUGUCGGUGAGCGCGAACACCGGUCCGGUUCCGGUUCCGGUGAUCCUGCAGACAGAGUCGCGCGACAAGUGGGGCAAAAAAAUGGACUUCUUGCUGUCGGUGAUCGGCUUUGCUGUGGAUCUGGGGAACGUCUGGCGGUUUCCUUACAUCUGCUACCAAAACGGCGGAGGAGCUUUCCUCAUCCCCUACACCCUCAUGGCUAUAUUUGGGGGUGUACCACUCUUCUACAUGGAGCUGGCUCUGGGUCAGUUCCACCGCACAGGCGCCAUCUCCAUAUGGAAACACAUUUGCCCAAUUUUCAAAGGCAUUGGUUUCGCCAUCUGCAUCAUUGCGUUAUACGUCUCGUUCUACUACAACACCAUCAUUGCGUGGGCAUUGUUCUACUUCUACUCAUCAUUCAGCAGCACUCUGCCGUGGACGAACUGCGACAAUGCAUGGAACACAGAAAACUGCACCAACUACUUUGGCAAGGACAAUGUGACGUGGACUAACUACUCACGCUCACCUGCCGAGGAGUUUUACACGAGGAACGUGUUGGAGCUGCACGAGUCGGACGGUUUGGAGAACGUGGGUGUGAUCCGCUGGCAGCUGAUGCUCUGCCUGUUCCUCAUCUUCACCAUUGUCUACUUCAGCCUGUGGAAAGGAGUCAAAAGUUCGGGCAAGGUGGUUUGGGUCACAGCCACUCUUCCCUAUUUAGUGUUGUUGAUUUUGUUAGUCCGAGGCGCAACGUUACCUGGAGCCUGGAGGGGCGUCGUCUUCUACCUGAAGCCCAAAUGGGAAAAACUUAAGGAUACAACUGUUUGGGUGGACGCAGCAGCUCAGAUCUUCUUCUCCCUCGGCCCAGGGUUUGGCGUUCUGCUUGCUCUGUCCAGCUACAACCCGUUCGACAACAACUGCUACAGAGACGCCAUUGUGACGAGUGUGGUGAACUGCCUGACCAGCUUCAUGUCUGGUUUUGUGAUUUUUACCGUUCUGGGCUACAUGGCCGAGCAGAGACACGUUAACGUGGAAGAUGUAGCCAGAAACAAGGGCCCAAGUCUUCUGUUCAUCACUUACCCAGAAGCCAUUGCCAAUAUGAUGGGCUCCACGUUUUUCGCCAUCAUCUUCUUUGCGAUGAUGAUCACACUGGGAUUGGACAGCACGUUUGGAGGUCUGGAAGCCAUCAUCACUGCUGUCAUGGAUGAGUACCCAGACUUUCUGUCCCACAGGAGAGAGGUGUUCGUGCUGGGCCUGGUGACAGUGUGCUUUUUGGGCUCUCUGAGCACUCUUACUAAAGGCGGUGCGUACGUAGUAAAACUACUUGAAGAGUUUGGAGUCGGAUCCUCCAUAAUAGCUAUUGUGUUUUUGGAAGCCACCGCAGUCUCCUGGUUUUAUGGCAUCAACAGAUUCAGCAACGACGUCAAAGCCAUGCUGGGAUACACGCCCGGAUUCUUCUGGAGGUUUUGUUGGGUGGCCAUCAGCCCCACUUUUCUAGCGUACAUCAUCAUCAGUGCUCUGCUGAAUCCGGCCCCGCUGGUGAUGUUCGAUUACACGUUUCCUGACUGGAGCAUCACUGUGGGUUAUAUCAUCGGAUUCUCAUCCUUCGUCUGGAUCCCCGUCUACAUGGUGUAUAAGCUGGUGUGGACGCCCGGCUCGCUCAAACAGCGUCUGGCUGUUUGCCUGCGGCCUGAACGAACGCUGCCUGACAUCCACGCAGACACGCUGGGUUUGACUCCGGUACCUUAAAACGGCCCGAAACACACACCGGAAACCAAACAGAGUCCGAACACACACACACUGGGACACACACACACACACACAAAUACACACUCUCACACACACAUACACGAUUAAAGAAGCAAUAAGUAGCAUCUUUUGGUCCACUUUCCAGGUGCAAUACUUCCCAUGCUGCUCAGAUUCAGACACAACAUUCAAAUUCUGUUAGGAUUAUUCUCCCCCCUCUGGAUUAUGUUAUAAAUUACACCACUAUACAUCAGAUUUCUUAAUUACGGUUAGACACGUGACGAUAUCAACUGCCGAACUCAUCAGGGUGUGUAAUUAUCAGAAUAUAUUAUGUAUUUUUAUAAAUAGAAAGGCAGUGAACUAAAUUUUCAGAUUGGCUUCUUCGAGAAAAAAAAAAAAAAGAUAAAGGAUAAUGCUACUUUCAAAUCUGUCCAAAUUUAAAGGUUUCCUAGAUGACAGCUGCACGCUGAUGCUUAAAACAUAGUCUGGGUCGAAUAUCGGCGUUUAUACUGCAGCGCUUUUGAAUUCUGGUUUCUGAUUGGUCAGAAGGAGGUGGUGAUUCAUUUUCUAUCGUCAUAGUUUCUAUAGUAACAGUAUGGCGGACUCGUCAUAUAAUCUAAGACUGAUCUAAUAAACAGAUUUUAAAAAAACGUAUUAUUUAACAAAAUAAAAAUACAAAGUGUGUAAUUAUUGAUGCGGUGAAGUUUUCUGUAAGGAGAUGUUUACUUAACAUUCAUGGAAGGAGUCUCCAGUGUCAGAGCGCUAACCUUACGUUUAGCGACAUCUUCAGGACAGAAGAGUUUACGCAUGCCGGUUUCUUGGAAACAGGAUGUAUGUACCAAGCUAUAUUUUUUUUUCUUGUCGUAUUAAUUUCAAAAGAAAAUAUAAAUAGAGGCUGGUGAGGGAACGACUGUUUAUAGCUGCUAUAACAUAAGUAUUUGUAUUUUAGUUUCAGUUUUAUUAGUCACAGUAGAAUUUCUCUUCCAUUUCUCAUUACAGCCAGAAAAAAAAACUUUUUAGACUGAACGCUUAUCAGAGCGACAGUCGACGCUCGCUAAUGCUGUUUAGUUUAACGUGAAAUGAAACAAAAUGAAAAAAAAAUGCUACUUAUUGCUCCUUCAGCUUUAUAAUUUAAGAAGCCAAAUCAGCUCGCGACUAAAAUCGGUGCAAUAUUUAAAAAAUGCAGAACAUGAAAAUAAAUAAAUAAAUAAAUAAAUAAAUAAAUAAAUAAAUAAAUAAACGUGUGAAAUACGAUCCAUAAGAAAUCUGCGCCGGUUCGUUAUGGAUUGCUGGUUGAUGUUUCGUAUUCUUUGUUCAAUAUUUAGUAAUUUUUUUUUCCAUUAUCGAGCUAGGAAGUGACAUCACAAAUGGCAAAACCGUUUCAUGCAAAUGAUAUGAUGUUUACCUCACGGUGAGAAGAGAAAAUUUUUUCCAGAUGUGCAUCGUGGAGAGUUCCUGGUGUGUGCUGCCUUAACGCUGCCUGAACAUCUGUAUCGCUAUUCAACGUCAAAACUCUGUAUCAUAUCGUAUCGGUCGUGUGCCUCCGGGGAAACUCAAAAAUAAUAAUAAAAAAAAUUU